This is a messenger RNA of Ornithodoros turicata, 999 nucleotides long. RefSeq lists its product as uncharacterized. The record is from RefSeq and is a predicted model, not a curated record. Bases 1 to 999 code for a protein of 332 amino acids. Lineage: Eukaryota; Metazoa; Arthropoda; Arachnida; Ixodida; Argasidae. The transcript is spliced from 2 exons.
AUGGCACGAGGUGUGCCCUCUCCCCGGCAGCACGAGGAGGACGGGAGGAAAAAGAGGAAGGCACGUGAACAGUUCCGGACAUUGGACGAACCAAACUCAUCAGGACCUCCAACUGAAGAUUCUCGAAAGGAUGCAUCUACGCAGGCAAACACGUUCACAAAAGAGGUGAAGCCACCCAUGACUUUCAGCUCAAUCAGGACUGACUCUCACCUAGUAGCACUGACAGGCAUCGGAUUACUACAACUUUUGAGGAACAUCACAAAAGAAUUUGUGGAAGUACGGCAGCAACUUUCAUGCAGAUGGUACUGCCUAAGUGAUGCAGAUGUCGUUUUGAUGGUGAUGAUCAAACUUUAUCAUAACACAAGCUUCAAUUUUCUUGCCGUGGUCUUCAAUGUUCACCGGACAACUGUCUCCAAUCUGUUUGUGAAGGACUUGCUAUCCUUGCUCGCAUCUUACGUGAGGCAGUAUUUUUCCCAUCAAGAUAUUCAGGGCAAGCCAACCUACCUGUCUACUUCGAAAAAAUUUGGCAGAACACGUGUAGUACUGGACUGUACUGAAGUCCCCAUCGAGAAAGCGAAAGAUCUGCAGUCCAGAAUGCUUACCUACCGCCAGUACAAGAAAGGUCACACUGCAAAGGUCCUCAUCGGUUGUGCACCAAGUGGUCUGAUCAACUUUGUGAGUGAGAGCUAUGGGCGUCGUGCCUCAGACUGUGAAAUAACAGGAGGGUCUGGUGUUCUCAACCUGUGCACUGCUUUCAAGGACGAAGUUAUGGUUGACAAGGGGUUUUUAAUAGAUACUCUCUGUAGCGACGUAAACCUAGAACUGACAAGGCCUCCAUUUUUGAAGAAACAAAAACAAAUGAGUGAAGCCGAUGCUCUCCGCAAUAAGGAGAUAGUGCGUCCUCGAGUCCAUGUAGAGCGAGCCAUUCAGCGCUUGAACGCAUAUAAGAUAUUACAACAGAAGUCCCCUGUGCACAUGCUCCCACAUUUCUACAGGUGA